AGAGGGACGGGGGGGGCUGGGGGAUACGGGCCUGUGACUGUGGCACCGGGGGGGCAGCGGCGCUGCUAGGGGCGGCGGCGGCAGCUCCUCGUCCUCCUCCUGCCCCCGGGGAAGCGCUGCCUGCCAGCGAGGGGAGCGGAAGAUGGACCCCAACAGGAUCAUCCAGGCUCUCAAGGGCACCAUAGACCCCAAGCUGCGCAUCGCCGCCGAGAACGAGCUCAAUCAGUCCUAUAAGAUCAUCAAUUUUGCUCCAAGUCUACUGCAGAUCAUAGUAUCAGAUCAAGUUGAAUUUCCAGUGCGUCAAGCAGCUGCCAUUUACCUGAAGAACAUGGUGACACAGUAUUGGCCGGACCGUGAGCCACCUCCUGGCGAAGCAGUAUUUCCGUUCAACAUUCAUGAAAAUGAUCGUCAGCAGAUUCGCGAUAACAUUGUAGAAGGAAUAAUUCGUUCUCCUGACUUAGUGAGAGCCCAGCUGACAAUGUGCCUCCGUGCUAUCAUUAAACAUGACUUUCCUGGCCAUUGGACAGCCGUGGUAGACAAGAUAGGCUAUUACUUGCAGUCUCAAAACAGUGGGAGUUGGCUUGGGAGCCUCCUGUGCCUGUAUCAGUUGGUGAAGACUUACGAAUACAAAAAAGCAGAGGAGCGAGAUCCUCUCAUAGCAGCAAUGCAAAUAUUUUUGCCUCGGAUUCAGCAGCAAAUGAUCCAGCUUCUACCUGAUAACUCCCAUUACUCUGUACUGCUUCAGAAACAAAUCUUAAAAAUCUUCUAUGCUCUUGUUCAGUAUGCAUUGCCGCUCCAGCUGGUGAAUAACCAGACUAUGACUCAGUGGAUGGAGAUCUUCCGUACUAUCAUUGAUAGAAAUGUACCUCCGGAGACUCUGCAAAUUGAUGAAGAUGAUAGGCCAGAGCUGGUGUGGUGGAAAUGCAAGAAGUGGGCAUUGCAUAUUGUAGCUCGCCUUUUUGAACGGUAUGGAAGUCCUGGAAAUGUAACUAAAGAAUAUUUUGAAUUCUCAGAGUUUUUUUUAAAAACCUAUGCUGUGGGCAUACAACAGGUUCUCUUAAGAAUCUUAGACCAAUACAGGCAAAAAGACUAUAUUGCACCACGUGUUCUUCAGCAAACAUUAAAUUAUCUGAACCAAGGGGUUAUUCACUCUGUGACGUGGAAGCAAAUGAAGCCACACAUACAGAGUAUAACAGAAGAAGUGAUAUUCUCUCUAAUGUGCUACAAAGAUGAGGAUGAAGAGCUCUGGCAAGAGGAUCCGUAUGAAUACAUUCGCAUGAAAUUUGAUGUAUUUGAGGAUUAUGCAUCCACUACAACAGCAGCACAGAAUCUCCUUUAUACUGCUGCGAAGAAGAGAAAAGAGGUAUUACCAAAAAUGAUGGCAUAUUGCUACCAGAUUCUGACAGAGCCAAACAUUGAUCCAAGGAAAAAAGAUGGUGCUUUGCAUGUUAUAGGAUCCCUAGCAGAUAUUUUACUGAAGAAGACUGUCUUCAAGGAUCAAAUGGAGCUGAUGUUACAGAAUCAUGUAUUUCCAUUGUUCAUGUCUAACCUGGGGUACCUCAGAGCUAGAUCCUGUUGGGUACUUCAUUCAUUCAGUGCUUUGAAAUUUCACAAUGAGCUAAACUUGAGGAAUGCAGUAGAGUUGGCAAAGAAGAGCCUGAUUGAUGAUAAGGAAAUGCCCGUCAAAGUAGAAGCAGCCAUAGCUCUUCAGACGUUAAUAAGCAACCAAGAGCAAGCCAAGGAAUAUGUGAAGCCGUAUGUAAGGCCAGUUAUGCAAGAGCUCUUGCACAUUGUUAGAGAGACGGAAAAUGAUGAUCUUACUAAUGUAAUCCAGAAGAUGAUCUGCGAGUACAGUCAGGAAGUAGCUACUAUCGCCGUUGACAUGACUCAACACCUGGCUGAAAUAUUUGGUAAAGUACUACAGAGUGAGGAAUAUGAGGAAGUAGAGGACAAAACAGUUAUGGCCAUGGGCAUCUUGCACACAAUUGACACUAUCCUGACAGUUGUGGAAGAUCACAAGGAGAUAACUCAACAGCUCGAGAGCAUUUGUUUACAGAUCAUAGGCCUUGUUUUGCAGAAACAUGUUAUAGAGUUUUAUGAAGAAAUUCUCUCCUUGGCCUACAGCUUGACAUGCCAGAUGAUUUCACCUCAAAUGUGGCAGCUUUUAGGUGUUCUAUAUGAGGUUUUCCAGCAGGAUUGCUUUGAGUACUUUGCAGAUAUGAUGCCUCUCUUGCAUAAUUAUGUGACCAUUGACACUGAUACUUUACUGUCUAAUCCAAAGCAUUUAGAAAUCAUUUAUGCUAUGUGUAAAAAGGUAUUAACAGGAGAUGCAGGAGAAGAUGCAGAGUGUCAUGCAGCCAAACUCCUAGAAGUAAUCGUUCUUCAAUGCAAAGGACGGGGUAUUGACCAGUGUAUUCCACUCUUUGUGGAGGCUGUUCUGGAGCGGUUAACUAGAGGAGUUAAAACAAGCGAGCUUCGUACCAUGUGUCUUCAGGUUGCCAUAGCUGCACUCUACUACAAUCCUGACCUACUUCUGCACACGUUAGAGAACAUCAGAUUUCCACACAAUCCUGAGCCCAUCACUGCACAGUUCAUAAACCAGUGGAUGAAUGACACAGACUGUUUUCUUGGACUCCAUGACAGGAAGAUGUGUAUAAUAGGACUGAGCAUCCUAAUGGAAUUGCAGAACCGACCGCCUGCAGUGGAUGCUGUGGCUGCCCAGAUUGUCCCUUCAAUCCUCCUCCUCUUCCUGGGUUUAAAACAAGUUUGCGCCUCACGAGAACUCACAGAACAUGAAGAUCAUGCUAAAGAUGAAAAACACGUUGCAGAAGAUAAUGAAGAGAUACCGAGUGAUGAAGAGGAGACAAAUGAAGUGAGCCAGGCAAUGCAAGAGAACCACGGUGGUGGUGGAGGAGGAGGAGGUGGUGGUGGUGGUGGAGGUGGGGAGGAAGAGGAUGAAGAUGACGAUGAUGACGACGACUGGGAUGAAGACGCCUUGGAAGAGACUGCUCUUGAAGGGUUCAGCACACCUCUUGACCUUGAAAACGGAGUUGAUGAAUACCAGUUUUUCACACAAGCACUUUUAGCGGUGCAGAGCCGAGAUGCAGCCUGGUACCAUUCGCUGACAGCACCGUUGAGUGAGGAUCAGAAGAAACAGCUGCAGGAAAUUUACACAUUAGCAGAACACCGGCGAAAUGCUGCAGAGACUAAGACAAUAGAACAACAAAGUGGCUACACAUUUGACAGCAAAGGACUGAUCACAGCAUUUAAUUUUGCUGGAAGUACUCCUGGUGGCAACUGAAGGAUCAACUGCAAAGGUCAAUGGGAAGGGUCUCAUCAUUACAUUUUCUUGAAAUCAUCGUGACUUCUGAGUGAUAGGGGAGGGUAAUUUAAUGCUGCUGAAGGUUUCCUGGAAAAUAGCAGUGUGCUUCCCCCACCAGAAUGCUCUUUCUAACCAGCUACUGUAAUGUACAAUUCUUGUGGUGUUUUUAUAAUUUGAUGGACUGAAAGGAAACAUUUGUCCUCAAGGAACAUGAAUGACUGGGAGGGGCCAGGCUGCAUCUUACUGAGUUGCACUUCUCAGGUUUUUGCUGUGCAGAAUUGAUAGAUUCAUAUGGAUAACAGUGCCUUCUGUUGUACAUGGAUUGCCUGAACAAAUGGAUUUUGGAGUGCAUUAUAAUUUUCUAAGUGUAAGGACAUUUCUUGAUACACUGUAAGCCUUGGUUCCAUGUUUUCCAGUCACCUGCUUUUUACUACUCAGUUUAAUUGGUUGUUGGUUGCAUACACAUUGCUGGAUUCAGAAUAUUAUCUCAUCUUUCCUAUUUGGUGCAGACCAAAGGUGUAGAGGGAGGUGUCUGUUCGAGUUGCAAAGCAUACACUGGUUACAUCAAAGGGUUUUAACAAAAUUGCAGAUUAUCCCUUGAUGCACUAGUCUUAAAUUAUUUCUCUUAAACAUGAAAUCAAGUCUCUUGAGUUAUGAUGGCAUGUGUGGCAGGUGGUUACCCUAAAUCUACAUUGAAUUACCUCCUGCCUGGACAAGUGGUGUGGCCCUCGCACGUAGAUGUUCUACGUGACAACUUUUUAUUUCCACUAUUUUCGAUGAGUAUUGGAUUUUACUUGGGAUUCUAUAGAAUUAUUUUCUGGUUUUAUUCAUUCAUUACCAUUCCAGUGGUAGUACUGAAUAAUGUGGUACAAAAUAUUUACAAUAUUUUAUUUAUCUUGAUAGAAGAAAAACAGCUCCAAACUUACUUCUUACUCUUCUGUGAUUGAAUUUCUGGUCUGCAUUCCGUUUGGCUGUUCUUGUCCCAUGCUGAAAUUUCUUUAUCUUCCAGAUUUUUUCCUGAAUUUCAAAGGCUGGUUGCUCAUGAAUUGAAACACAUAUAACAAGGUGUUUGUGAAUAUGUUCAUUAAAUGAGAAACUGAUAGCAGUACUAAUUUGAAUAGGUGCCCCUCCUUUAGAUCUAUUGGGAUCACAGUGGUGUAGCCAAAAUAAGUAGGGGUGCUUUAGAAUGUGAAGUUUGGACUGGAGAUAAAAUCUUUAGACCAGAAUUUGUCUCUAUGUGUUAAUUUCUUUAUGAUUUAAAAAUAUUUGCUAAGUGAUUUUAAGCACAUACUGAUAAUGUAUUUCUUUAGAGCAGUGUCCCAACUGGAAAGUCCCCAUCAAAUUUUAAACGACUGCAGCAAAUUGCAGAUUGCUGGCCCUGCACUGUGCUAAAGCUUUCAUUUUUUUGUAUGUCAGAGUAAUUAUAAUUCAGUCUGAUAAAUCUGAAGUGCUCUAUGCCUUGGCUUCUGGAAAAGGCCAGAGUGUCUCUGCCUGUUCCUUGCCCCAUCCCCUGAAAUAUUUGCAGCCUGGCAGCUGCGGGGCAGAAGGUUUCUCGCCACUUUGCUUUUCCCUGCACCUUUGUGUCAGACUCUCUGGUGCUGUUCGCUGCUGCUGCUUCCCACCCCACCCCCAACAACUGCAGAGCAAAGUUUGCCUGGUUUGUGUAGGUUUUUCACUGCUGCGACAGUGAAAAUGUCUCACUUUUAGGUGUGGUGUACAUAUGGAAAACUGAGAAUUCCUGGGUCUGUAUUUCCAAAAGGGAACAGUGCACUGAGCUGCAUUGGACAGGCUCUUUAAGCAUAAGCAGCAGAGUGCUGGGACAUCCUUUAUUUUGAACAUCAGGCCAUGAAAAUUAUAGGUCACUUCUGCUAAUGUAGGCCUGGGGGUGUAUUGACUGAGAUGGUAGGAAGGCAUUACAUCCAGUUUGUUGGUGAGUUUCUCAGAAACCAUAGAAGUUUUGAAAUCCUUCACGAAUUUAAAUAAUGUUUGGAAGUUAAGGACAUGGACAACUUCUCUCUUACCUGACAAUUGAAGUUAAGCAUUAGGCAGGUAAACUGUUUAAGCCCUUUAUUAUUUUAUUAAAAAAUAAAUGAGAUUGUUGACUUGGCUUUCUUCCACAGCCCAUUUGCCUUCUCUUCACAGGCAUGCAGAGUAGAAGUGGGAUUUAUUUUUCUUCUGCUAAUGAGGUUGCUUGCACAGUCACAAGCUAAUAAUAUUUAGGAGUUAAUGUGUACAAGGCAAAAUCUGCUUUUGCAUAGCAUCAUCUUUGUGUCACUCAGCUGAACUAUGGCUGCUCCCGAGUUCUGCUUCUUGUAUACUUUUCAAAUCAACUGCCAAGAAAAUUUCAUCCAGAUGUUUCUUACAAGGGGUUUAAUCAGCAGCAUGGAGUCGGGAUUCUUUGUGGUCUAUUUUGCAGUGGGGGUCAGAGAUGUCUGAGGGGAUGGCAUGUAAAAAGGUUAAAUGCCCUUCCCUUCCCAGGAGAUUCAUGAGCAAAUGUUUCUACUGGCAAAAGCAAAUGUUAAUUAUUUUAUUCCUUUUUUUGAAAAGGGUUUUCAUCCAAAAAGAUUUAUUGGGCUUUAGCCUCCACUUUAACAUAUGGUUCUCUUUUAACAUGAUAAAUAUCCAUUUGUACAUGAUCAUAAAUAGGUAAUGGAUUUUAGGGAUUUCUUUCUGAGCUGUGUCCAGCUUUGAACUACAUUAAAGGGAGAGUAACACAAAUGUGCAUUACUGUCUCACUUUGAAGCCAAGGUAAUCAUGGAAUAUCAGAUACCAGCAUCGGCCAACCAAACAUGAUGUAUUUGCCAUUGGAAGUACAGAGAAUCAUGAAUGUAAAAUAAAACAAAGGCUGAUAACUGGUGGCCUAUGUUGCCCCAUGCCCAUGUUUCCAAAGUGUGCAGGUGACUUGUAUGGGCACCAUGGGGGGCUUUACAUGGGAAAUUAUGUAGGUUAUAAUCAUAGCAAAUGUAAACUUACAUGAUAAGCUGCUUUUUCAGAUAAAAUUAACUGAUCCAGAGUAUUGAUAUGCAUAUGCUGUUUUGUCACUCUUGAAAGGAAAAUAAGAAUCACCGCAUGUUUUGGCUACUUCAUUUUGCUCUCUCUUUCGAAGUCGAAGUACUUGGUUUGCUUUCAUUACAAAGCAAAAUCUUUAAUCAAAAUGGCCGGCUCCAGGAAGAGUGCACAAUAUGAAGCUAAGGAAAAAGCUAAAAAACCCCAAGCCCCAACAAUCCCCCAAAACCCACAUGUGCACAGUCUGAUUGAAAUAAAUGUGCUUUGGGAGUAUAAGUCAAAUAUGCAAAGAAUGUUACACAAAAUGAUAUUGUGAGAUUCUUUGCUUUAGGGGGAAAGGCUGCCUGCGGGGUGUCAGGGAGACACGAAAUGAACUGCUUUAGGACAUGCCCUUUGCUUGUGAAGUCCAGGCAGUUCGUGACUCUGGAUUCCAUCAUACAUUGUAGAGGAGAGAAGGUAGGACAGUAGAGGAUUUUUUAUUACUAUUAUUUUUUACUAUAAGGCAAGAGUCUGUCUUGAAACUUUUGUGAGCCAAAGGAAUUGUAGACAACAUCAAUGAUUAACUGUCUUUUGUUUCCAGAAUACUUUUAAACCUUUUUUCCUCCCUCCUUUCCUUCCAUUUGCCAACUACUAUGUUAUCAGAUAUUUCAGGGGAUAUUCAAAAUACCUGAAAAGGUAAAAAAAUGAAACAAUUUCUUUUAAAAAUCCUGUUCUUGAAGCAAUGCUACCUAUCCAUUGCAUUUAUAUCUAUAGAACAAAGUCUCCCAUUUGACAUUUGCAGAUAAUACAGAACUACAAAAAGCCUUCACUUGUGCCUGCAGUUUGAUAAGCCUUUCUGUGAUUUACUUCUUAAUAUGGGUACUUCAAAAUCCUCACACCUUAACUGAAAUUUGCUCAAAGGAUAGGCAAAAAUGCCUUAUGUAAUGGAGUACUCAGUCGUAGUUCUGAAGUACUCCCUAGUCAAUCUUUUGAUAUUUAACAGUCUGGUGGUCAGUUCCUCGAGGGUCUCUGUCUCUGAUUGAGGACAUUCUUCAAGUCCCAGAGACUCUGUAUCUUUGCAGUUGGAGAGAGAGAAUCGUAUUUCACAGAAUCACAGACUGGUAGGGGUUGGAAGGGACCUCUGGAGAUCAUCUUGUCUAACCCCCCUGCUUGAGCAGGUAGACCUAGAGCAGGGGGCACAGGACCACGUCCAGGUGGGUUUUUAAUGUUUCCAGGCAAGGAGACUCCCUGGAAAAUAUUUCCCUCAUUGCAGCAAAGCAUACAGCAGGCAUGGCUAUUGACUUCCUAAUCUUAUGAGUGAAAAUAGCACUCUUUUCUCUCAGAUGUCAAAUCUUACCCCAAACGGAUGUGAUACAGUAGAGACGGGUGUUCCCAGUGUGUUAAAGGAAGGCAGACGCUAUUCCAGAUACCAGAAAGUCUUAGCAUAAAGUCAUAUCAUAAAGAGAAUAUAUGAACAGGCCAAGAGUCUUGCUUUUGACACCUCCUCCAGUGCUACUACUUUUGUAAAACCAACAAAACCAAACCAGUGUAAAAUGAGAGAGAACUAAAGCCGUACUUGUCCACUAGACAGGUAGAAAAUUCACUGGCCCGUGGACUAAUCCCAAUACUGCAGAUGCACUCAGAUACUUUUCAAAUAGAAUAUGUAACAUCUGUAUGGAUAUUAGUACCCUAAGCCAUUAAUGAGAGGUAGAAGCUUCAUGUGGUUUUUCUCUGGCAGAAAACAAAUGCAUCCCUUUAAAAACUCUGGGAACCUCUUGUCCUGGCUGAUGUGCAGUCACCAACAGGAGACACUCACUGGGGCUACAGCCUUUCUUAAAGAUCGUCAGCAUACCUCCUACAAAAGGGCUACCUAAAGUGCUCCAUGUCUAGGGAGCUAACUGAUGAACCACUCCUUGACUAAAGAGUUUUGGGGAACAGCAGCUGAGAGUGAAUCUGCAGGCGUACGUAGCUCUGAUGAAUUGGGAAAGCAUCCAUUAAUUGAGGUGAUGUGUUUGAUAUGAUCUCAGAUCUGCAGUGUUCCCGAUGUUGCCUUGAUCUUCUAGAGGAGCAUCCAAGAACUUUGUCCCAUGCCUUUCUCCAAGAAGAGAAUGUGCUUGGGCAGCCCCAAAUUUGGUACAAUGCUUUGGACUUGGGAUCAGAAAGCAAUUUAGGUUACAAGCAGGUAGUUGUCCACAUCAGAAAAGUGAUGUGAAAGCCGCAUAUUAAUGCUAGGAUUCUCUUUAUAGCCUGUAUAGAGGUUCAUAAUUUUAAGUGCUUGGAUAUGUGCAUGGUGGGGAAGGAGAUAAACUUUCCGAUGCAUUGAUUUCUGCAAUGUGAAUACAACAGUGUCAGCUCCAGGAUUCACCUGAGGUGAACGGAGAGUGUUGGUUAGGGGCUGCCUGCUGGACCAUCCAGGUUAGAUGAAGUGAAAUGCAAAAACUGAAAAAUUACUUGAUAGUUGAAGCUGUUGAGCAAUAAAAAUGAGUGUUUUCUUGAAAUUAGAUUUUAAUAUUAUGUUCAGGUAUGUUUUAAUUCACAGGUUUCUUGCACGUAUGCAAAACAAAAUUACCACAUAACAUGGAGGCCUAUUGGUUUUUCACAGACUGUUUACCAUUGAAUGUGUUUAUCUAAGAAUUGCUGCUUGUUUUUAGAUAUUUUCAACAUGUUUUUAGUAAAGUUGCACAUAUCCCUCUUUCACUACUUUCCAUGCACAGAGAUCUUGUAAAUGAACUUCACAACAGGAAGAACAGUGCUUUGAAAGGAGAAGACUCUGCUUAAGCAGGUUAUUUUUAGAAAACAGGAGAACUAUGGCCUCUGAAGAAAAUAUGAAACAAUAAAUAUUUAUACAAAAGCGCAUGAGGUAGUGAAAUGAAUAUAAGACAAUAUAAGCAAGAUUCCAUUCUUUGAUCACAGCUGUAAUUUUUUUUUCAUUGUCAAACAAUG
Messenger RNA from Phalacrocorax carbo (great cormorant), 9250 nucleotides. Lineage: Eukaryota; Metazoa; Chordata; Aves; Suliformes; Phalacrocoracidae. The record is from RefSeq and is a predicted model, not a curated record.